UUCCUUCACCAGUUUCUCAGUGCCUUCUGUGAAGCACCCAGCCAUGAAGUGCCGCUGAAACGCCAGCGGCUCGGUCUGACCGAGCCUUCGUCAUGGCGAAUCGGCGUCGACUGCCGAGACGCCGCCGCCCCUGGGGCCUUUGGGGCCUUUGGGGCCUUGGGCUCUUGGGCGCUUUUGGCCCGCUUGACAUCGCGGGACCGUGUCUUUCAGGUGUGGAACCCACUCGCUUGGAACCUGUAAGCCUGUUGGUCGCGGUGGCAGGGAAGUCAAAGGCGUUGUCCUUGGCAGGGGAGCCGGGAUGCCCGGACGAUGCAGGCGAACUCCAAGAGGCCCUGGAGGCCUGGGCCACCGCAAGCCAUGGCAGGCUGGAAAAAGGAAGCUCCAGCUAUAGAAUGCUUGGCAUUGAAGUUGAGCGGAAGAAGAUGAACAAGCUGUGGGAGGAAGGACACUUGCUGGUCUCGUGUUAUGAUGCUUUCGCCUGGCUCCGGACUGGAAGAUGUCCGGUGCAUGGGCAGCCACCCAGCACCGAGGAUGUGCUGCGGAGCAUGGGGCGGGUCUUGGAACGACCUCCGGCAGAGGCCUCUGAUGAUGAGCUUCGGGCAUGGAUCGGCCGAGAGUAUGGAGAAGAUGGUCUGAAGCGACUGCUGGCCUCCCAGGAGUCCCUGGAGUCACCUACCGAGUCCGCCUCCCCUUUGGUGGAGCUGAAGGAGUUCUUUACAUGGUUCCGGCGAAACUUCCCUUACUAUCACGGCCACUGCGAGCGCUGCAUGCGUGUCACACACUUCUUGGGUGUGGCGAGGCCAAGUGAUGAUGAGCGUCAAGAAGGAGGAGCAGGAGUUUCUGAGGUGAAUUUCUGUGAAGGCUGCAAUGUGAGUUCCCUCUUCCCGCGCUUCCGGCGAGUGCGGCCGGUCCUGGACACACAUCGCGGACGCUGUGGGGAGUAUUCUUGGUUGGCCUUAAGAUUCCUUGAGGCGUUGGGAUUCCCUGCCAGAUGGGUGGAUAAUCAUGCUGGUCAUGCGUGGGUGGAAGCGUGGGUGGAGAAUCGCUGCGGUCGCUGGGUGCACAUUGAUCCCUGCGAAGCUGCGGUGGACGAACCUCUACUCUAUGCAGAGCAGUGGGGGAGGUGUCCUUUACAUGUCCUGGCAUACCAGGCAACUGCUGAGUUGGCCGUUUCCGUCGAAGACGUGACGAGCACAUAUCGCCCGGCAGAUGCUGAAGCAGUUCCAGAGGAGAUCUCACAGAAGGUGACGGAAGCCGUGGCCGAAGCGCGCAUGAAAUUGGAUCCUUGGAGCAGUUUCCCCACUCAGAGCUCCUGCAUCGACACUCCUCCGGCCCCACAUUCGGCGGCUCGUGGAAACAAGGAAGAGAAGCGAAGGGCAGCUUCGAAGUCCAGCAAAAAGUGCGACAGAGUCAGCGUUUGGCCAGGCCAAGUUUGGUGGCUUGAGCCAGCCCAAGGAGUCAAGACGUUUGGCCAAGAGGGCGCAGUUCGUUGACCAUAGUUCUGGAGCCAUGGCCCUCCAAAUGUUUGGAUGUUUCUUUCGAACUAUGUAUAAAUAGAUACUUUGUCUAGAUAACCUUUAAUCAAGCUAGAAUCCAAACACGUGUUUCUGAUCUUUGCUAUCGCAUCUUAC
Durusdinium trenchii is the source of this 1631-nucleotide messenger RNA. Lineage: Eukaryota; Dinophyceae; Suessiales; Symbiodiniaceae. The record is from the annotation of a GenBank genome assembly.